This is a messenger RNA of Hermetia illucens (black soldier fly), 4612 nucleotides long. RefSeq lists its product as uncharacterized. Lineage: Eukaryota; Metazoa; Arthropoda; Insecta; Diptera; Stratiomyidae. The record is from RefSeq and is a predicted model, not a curated record. The coding region runs from base 181 to 4434 and encodes 1417 amino acids. Gene Ontology annotation, biological process: protein phosphorylation. The transcript is spliced from 9 exons. Gene Ontology annotation, molecular function: ATP binding; JUN kinase kinase kinase activity.
CCAUUUGUGUUCCGGUAUCGUGCGUUUUUCACAUAAUUUCAACACGGACAGAGACAGGCGGUGAUUAACUACCGUGAAACAAAAAUCGGCAUUAACCCCGACUUUCUUAGUUUCAUUUUCAUUUUCACAUAAACUUUAGAGUGAAGAAAUACUACAGAAUCGUGAAUCGCUCGGGAGUCUAUGAUGGAUAUUUUCCGCUGGCUAAAAAGGGAAUGGGAUACAACACAGUCUUGUAGGCGAAGAGACAGUGAACCAAUUGCGCCAGUGUCUGAAUGUAAUUUUAACUCGCCUCGAUCUAGAGAUGAGGCCUACGUUCGAGCUUUGAAGAAAUUUAACGAAUGGCGCCAUAAAGAACGCUCAGCCAGUUUUCGACGGUCAUCGAGGCGGUCAAGCAAAAAGUCCAGUAACAAACAGAAUUCGGAGAAAUCAAGAUCUCUUGCUAAUUCGGAAAUGAUGAAAGAAGCAAAAACACCGGAAGACGGUAAUAACGAUGGCAGUCAUUUAUACGAGGAACUCAAGACUCCGCGAAGAACGAAACCGAAACACUUGUUGGAUAGUGCAAAAAAGUUCUUGCAAAAAAGUCAGUCAUAUCCCGCAAAUAUUGCUAAUUGCAAUAACAACAAUAACGUGGAAGCGGAGAAUAAAAUUAAUGUGUUGAAGUCUAGUGAGAAGUGUUCAGCUAUUAGUGAGAACGAUGAGAACGAAGUGGAGGAGUUCGAGAACAAGCACUGUACCCCAGAGGCACAAAUCGAAGAAGAGAAAUUGCGUAAGCAAACAUCACCGCCUGAGAAAUUUUUCCGGGAUAAUUCGAACCCCUUCGCGCAGGUCAGAUCACCUAUUCGGCUUUCAAAAUACAACUUGGCAACUUUCUCAAACCCGAAACGACUUUUUACUGAUGCUAAUGCAUCUAUCGAUGAGUUCGUUCGCGAUUCUUUGCCUAGAAGCAAGGCAGUUCCUAAAGUUCUGAAUAAUUCCGUAGCUCCUGCAAAUUCAAAACCCAAGAAAUAUGACUUCAAUCCAUCAGCGAUCUAUGAAAAUGAAGGGAAAUCGAAACGGAUCUCACAAACGCCUAUGUACCAGACUGUUGUUAAUAAACAUGGCGAUCUAGUGGAGUAUGCAAUUCCGUUCAGCGAUCAAAAUGAUGAAGAAUUCUGUGAACUCGCUGAUUUGCAGAAUCAGAACUCGAAACUAGUGCAAACCUCGACUAAUUUGAAUGCAACGACUCUUCCCACGGUUUGGGAUAAUCGCUCACCAAAUGAAAGGCGGGUAAGCAGAAGCCUUUGUAAUCUGGAUGACUACGCCGAAGUUGAUAAGAGUCGCAGGAAUACCAUCAUCACCGAUUUGGAUAAGUCUGACGAUAACUCGAAAAAUAAAUUUGAAGCUGAUGACAUUUUCGCUGAACUAGAGACUUUAGGAAAGUGGAGUAAGCGGUUGGACGGUCAGUUGGAUUUUCAACCCCAUCUAAUGAAAGAAAUAAAGGGUAACAACUUGAUAAUUUGUACAGCUAGUGAUAUAAGCCAAAGAAUUUCUACACUGAAAAGCACUAUGAAAGGUCCUAUAUCGUUAUCAUCUGGAAACUUUCGGAAAACCACUGUUUCCUUAAGAAAAAUUGAGAAGAGAUUCCGUAUUCAGAGCGAGCAGGGAUUGAUGCACGAAUUGAGCGUGUUAAACAAAAUCAAACACCCCAACGUGACAUUACUAAUGGCCGUAUGUCUCGAUAUGAACAAUAAAAUUUUAUCAUUAGUUUUGGAACCAUUUACUACAAAUAUAAAUUCUAUGAUAUACGAUUCUGAUUGUAAAAUAUCGAUGGAAGACUGUGUAGAAUAUAUUUUACAAGUGAUCAAAGCUGUUAUUUAUUUACACGAAAAUGCAAUAAUACACUCAAAUAUAUGUAGCCAUAAUAUUUUAGUGUGUGAGAAUAAGAAGGUGAUAAAAUUAUCGUCGUUUGAACUGGCAACUGAAGUCGAUGUCACUAGGAUACAGAAUGAAAUAAUUUAUGCAUUCUAUGGCAAUUUAGAAAAUUUUCAAAAAUCAAUCUUAAAAUGGAGCAUCAGUGACGAGGGCCUAAGUUCGUUGAUAUCAAAAAAUAAAAUUCCCAGUGGAUUUCUACCAUUCCUUAUUGAGUAUCGGAAACUUUACUCUGAACAUUACUAUCAACCACCGGAGCUUCUUUCCACUGAAAAACAUUUCGUAUUCCCUUCGAAAUCAUCUGAUGUUUACAGUAUAUCGCUCUUGCUUUGGGAAAUGUUAAAUUCGUGUGUUCCUUUUGCAGUAUUCUCGUAUGAAGAAACAGAAAGCCUGUUUCGACUGAACUGCAGCAAUCAACUUCCUCUAUUCGACAGUGACCGAUGUGAAUUAUUUGAAAAUUUACUGCAAAGCGGCCUAAAUAGUGUACCGCAAAAUCGAAUCGAUAAUGUACAGUCCGUGAAGUUUUUAGUUGACGAAGCUCGAGCCAAUUUCAGGCGAAACCAAUUUGUUACAAAAUCUCCAGCAAUUGGAAAUGACUUAUCUACAGUAUCAAAUAUUGAAAAAAAAUUCCUUGGGGAGGAGAAGCAAGAAAGUUCGGAAGUAUUUAAGAGUGCCUGCGUCCGAAGUAGCACUUUCAAACAGCAUAACAAUUCUGCUAGUGAUCAGUAUGUAAUAAAGGAUGAACCGAUUGUUCGGAAAUGUUUGGGGAACCAAGAAAGUAAAAAAAUAUACAAUAGUCGAUCCCUUGAUGACAUUCUUCAGGGAGAUUCGACUAUGGAGAAGAGAAAGCAAUAUAGAUUUCAUAUUGACGAAUUUUCAUUACCAUCUACACCAAUCGCUCGGAAGAAUAAACUUCGUCGAAAUGCUUGGUUAUCCAAUAAAACCCUUUAUGACAAGUCAUUCAAUGAGAGCGAAGAAGAUGCUCUAAAAAACUUGAACAACAAAAACGAUAGCUCACAGAUUGCAGCUAAAAACAAGCUCAUUAACGUUAGCAUUAAGAUUAUCCAAAACAAAAUUGGCAAGAAUAAAGAGGCUACAUCCUCGGAUAAAGCUAUCGAAAAUACACCAAAAGUUUCCUCCCAGAUUGAGUAUUGGAAUUCCAUCACUUCACCAGGUGAUAUAAGUCUGAAAAAGCAGAAUAACACCGAAUCAAAUUUAUCCCAAUUAAGCAACGAUCUUUGCAAGACCCCUGAAGGACGUUUUGAAGAUGACCAUCCAAAAGGGCAAAGUACACCUCGAGCCGUCAUUUCAAAGUCUUCAGAAGGCUCAACGCGGAAAGUUAUGAAAGAUCGAGCAAAAUAUUAUCCAAACAUGCCAGAGUUAUUAAGCGAAACUUUCUUGCGAAGAUCUUUUAGAGAUGAUAGUGACUUUGAGAGUACAUUAUGGAAGCGAGAAAAAGAACGAUGUGAGAAACUCAGCCCGCGGUGCAAGGAACAAGAGGUUGAUGGCGUAGUGAAGCCGCUUCGAACUUCUGUAAAAGAUACAGUUCAUAAAUUCGAAUCUUUCACAAACAAACGUAAGGUCUUUCGAAAUAUUCCGCUGAGAAGUCACAGCGAGAAGCAAUUAAAUGUGAGUCGGAGUAAAUUGGAUAAUAUUGUCAGUACUCGUUCGAAUAGAACGUUUGAGCAGGAAUCUAGAAAUGCAAAAUCUUCAGUGGCAGUGAAUACUAACAUUAAUGUUCCGAAUGUAGACAGUACAACAUUUGAAGACAGGCUGCCCACAGCGAAGCUUGAUAUUCAGUUAAAGAAUACUAAUAUGGAAACCCUUUCAUCUAAGUUGCAAUCACCGAACGUUGCUUCAUCCACGACUACUAUCGCGGAGGAGAAAAUUAGUCAACUGACAAUCCCGCCAUUGCAAAGAAAGACAACUAGCCUCUCUCCAGCACGCAAGUCGAAACCAACUCUAUUUAGUAUCAACGUACGUAAAAUAAAUAGACGCGCUUCAGACAUUGGCUGUGUUCGAAAACUAGCUAAACGCGAGAACUCGAUUAGACAUUCUAUUUGUGGAACUGAUUUAGUUCGAAAUGUAGCUAAAAUGAGUCUCAAACCGAAACAAUCAAGUUCUGAUAAUGUGCUCACGCAAAAGUCCUCAAAAUCGGUAGCAAGUCUAGCUGAAAGCGAUAUACAACAUUGUAAACUCAGUUGUUGGAAAUGUGGAUCGAAAGUGUUUAAACUAGAUGAGAUUGCAUUUAAUGAAAAAGCAAUUCGGACGAAAAAAUUUCUGAGACGAUUUUCGACUUCACCAAGUACCCAAAUGCAAUCGUCUGAUGUUUCGCAAAGGAUCCUUCCUACAUCAUCUGUUGAGGAAAUGAGAUCAAUUGAGGAUAUUUACAUUGAUGAUGACUUUGAAUGCGGCCAAGGGUCACUAGGUGCUAAUAUGCGAUUGCUAAGCCCAGAGCAAGACGACUUGUCAGAUAUAUUGAGCAUUGACUUCCUAUCGACUGAUCUCUUCGAUUCCAUGGAAUAAAUCCGAAAUGUUACAGAUGAGAAAUGCAAUCCAACCGUCACUAAAAGACUACCAAUCCCUAAUUUAAAAGUAGAUAAGCAGUGACCCCAGAAUAUAUGGGUUAGAGAAAACUAUUAUUUUGUUAGGAUCUUUUUCUCCCUGAGAAUUAUGAAGAAAUAAAAACGUGUGACUCAUAAAA